Chelonoidis abingdonii (Abingdon island giant tortoise) is the source of this 3182-nucleotide messenger RNA. RefSeq names its product lysophosphatidic acid receptor 6-like. NCBI's taxonomy places the organism in Eukaryota, Metazoa, Chordata, Testudines, Testudinidae. The record is from RefSeq and is a predicted model, not a curated record. Gene Ontology annotation, cellular component: membrane. Gene Ontology annotation, biological process: G protein-coupled receptor signaling pathway. Gene Ontology annotation, molecular function: oxysterol binding; G protein-coupled receptor activity.
GGUUUUCCUAAAAGAAAGUGAACAUAUUGCUUAGUUAAACACUAGUUCUUGGCCAGGUCCUGCUGCAAAAAUCAUAUCUGGUGCACAUUGAAGGUGCCUAAUGUCAACUUUAUUAAUUAGCUGCUGCUCCUCCCCAUGUGCCUGGCUUGCAGUUAUUGAGAAGGACCAGAGAGAGGGUGAGACUGUCAGUGACUGUGGGUGAUUGUUUGUUUUUCCCCCUACCUUCUGCAGCAGUGUGUGGAUGCAGGUGACCUGCCAAGAUUAUCAGGGUCUAUCUCACUUACUCAUUUCCCCGCCAUUUGCGGCAUCUUGGGGCAUCGGUGCAUCUUGGUCCUUCCUAUUCUCUGCCUGUGGCACAAAGUCGAGGGUCUAGAGGGCUGUAAAUAUUUGGUUUCCUUUUGGUUGCUGGGUGGUGGCUUGUGAUAGACAGGAAAUGAGACUAAACUCUAAGACCCUGUGACAAGUCUCCUCGACUGCAGAGCUGGUGUUCAGAGCCCUCUAGUCUGCUCCUCAGGAUCAGAGGGUGCUUUUGUUACUGGGGUGUUGGACUAGAUACGUAGUAACCUGUUCAGACAAAUGAAAAAUACUUAGCUGCAAGAUUGUGCAGUGUGCAUUAACUCCUUGACAGGCAGGGUUGUGAGUUGGUGAUGUGAACUAUUUCAGCCCUUUACUGUUGCCGGUAGCAGGUUUAUCAGUGGACUCACUUCUUCCACCCACUGCAGGAGAGAGCACAGUGGGAGGCUUUUGCCAUAUGCUUUGCAAGGUGACUUCAUUCUGGUGCUACACUUCAGACAGGAGAGCUCAGCAUCAAGCCUCUAAUUUGUGAAGUGUCUUCAGAGGAUCCAGUGUGUUCGUUGGAAUUUUCGCAUGAGAUAAAGUGGCCUGGGGCUGGUGGGUUUACUGAGCGUAGAUGCUUUAGCUGCAUUUUAACCAGAGCUGGCUGAUGUAACACCACAACUCGAGUUCUCACCCCAGGACAGAGAGCUCCUGGAGCUGCUCAUCUUUUGGAAGGAAGAGGAUAAUCUAGGCUAUCCCCACAGAACUUGUUCUCCUGCAGCAGAAAGCAUGGCAAACACUUCCUGUGCCAUGGCAAGGGGACACUCUAAUGCAACAAUAGUUGAUUGUUAUGUGGAAGCAGACUUCCAGUACCAUCUCUUCACUAUCAUCUACAGCACUGUCUUUGUACUGGGACUGCUAGAAAAUGUCUUGGCUCUCUACCUUUUGACUUGUAAGGUCAAGCACACUUCACGCUCCUACAUCUACCUCAUCAACCUGGCUGUAGCAGAUACCUUGUUUGUUUGCAUAUUGCCCUUUAAAAUCCAUUACCACCUGAACCAGAACGAUUGGAUCUUUGGAGACAUGGCUUGUAGGAUCACUGGGACCUUGUACUACAUCAACAUCUACGUCAGCAUUGCCUUCUUCACCUGUAUUUGCAUGGAUCGUUACGUGGCUGUGCUGCACCCCUUCGCCUACAUCCGGAUCAAAGUCACCCACUACAUGAUAGUGGUCACAGUCCUUUGGCUCAUUGCUGCAAGCAUCACAGUCCUGCUUAUCCUUGGGGGGCCCCUUCACAACAGGGGCACAGGGAACAAGACUGCGUGCUUUGAGAACUUCUCGCUGUCCAGCUGGACCCAUCGCAUGAUGCCCUACAAUGUCUGUGCCUUGCUGUUCGGCUUUGUCAUCCCGUUUGCUGUCAUCCUCAUCAGCUACCCUCUCAUCGCCAAGCGGAUCACCCACACCAGACGCAGCCUUCACAAGAAGAAGGCCUUGAGGACCAUCUACCUGAUCCUGCUCAUCUGCAUCCUGUGCUUCCUUCCUUAUCAUCUCACUCACCUACUCCACUUCCUGAUGAGGGUCCAGCUCAUCCAAAGUUGCCUGUUUACCAACUUAAUUUACAAAAUGCGCCGGGUCACUUUGGCCCUGGUCAGUUUCAACUGCUGCCUGAACCCCAUCCUAUACUACUUCACAGCUUCCAGCAAGCCAUGGCGUCUCAAGCUCAAGUUCAGAUCCAAAACCAAGGUUUAUACCAUCUGUGACAGAAAAUUCAAUGACUAUCCUUAUAAAAGCAAGCCAGCAGCAAGACCACCAACACAGCAAUUGAAUGAAAUGCCUUUUUAAAAACAAGGUCAGUAAGUUUUAUUCACCUACAGGUUCAAAUCCAACCGAACUUUGAGGAGGAGGAGUAUUCGGGGGAGAUCAGGUGGUGACAAUCCACUUCCUAGGAGACUAGAGUCUGUUAAUUGGCAAGGGUGGGCUCAGGAGACAACACAGGCACCUCUGCUAAUGUGUAUAAAUAGGACUUCAGGAGCUGUUGAUCCCAACUAAAGUGGGUCAAGAAUGUAUGUAUGGCAGUAUUUCCACUUCCAUGUUACUUAUUAAGCAGUACAAAAAAAUCCUUUGUUUGGUGACAUUGGAGGCUAAUUUCCACUUUCCAAAGUAAACAGAGCAGCUGGCUUUGUGCAAUUUAAAAUAUCCUUGUAAAAUAAGAACCCUUCCAGUCUGUGUAUAGCUUGAAAUAUUAGAUUAUUAAUAGUUGACAAAUUGGAUAUGCAGGUCCAUUAGUUUAUACAUGAUUGAGUACCAUUUGGUAUACUGACUACUUGACAGUCGUUUCAUCAUCUGUAGCAGUCAAAGGAUACCUAAGAAAGCUAUCAAGACAGACUGGUCAAGUGUCUAGCACAAAGGACUAGGUUCUAAUCCCAGUUGCUUUCCAGGACAUGGGCAGAGAUUCAAUGAUGUGCCAAUCUAUAAAAUGGGAUUAGCUGAACACUGUGAAAGUUAGCUUUGCUUUUUAUUGGAGGGGGAUGUUCUUCCUCUUGAUAAGAGGCCCCCUGGGGAGUACAGAACCUCAGCUUGCGUUCAGGCUUCUCAGCUAUUGUUUACAGCCAUAUAAGCAGUUAGUUACUUAUCCAUUACAGCAUAGGCUUAGUUUGAAUCCCUCAGGCCUACUUUUAAGUUAAGUUCUAACCCCAUCAGUGUUCUGUACUAUUCCAGCUGACCCUAGAUUCAAUUAUCUUGUUACUUUUGCAUUGAACAAUUUUGUUCACAAGCUUCAAAGGUGGCGGAGUGAAUUAAAAUGCUGUUAAGAGGAGCAUCUUCCUGUGCUGUUCGGAUGUUGAAAAAGCAAAGUCCUGGCACCAGAAUGUUUGUAAUAUUACAAAAAUAAAUGUGAAUGGAAAGAC